AUGCAUCAUCACUACCUCAAUACCUCUGUCACGCGCGAAGCCACCCUCGUUUGGGUCGUCAAAAACAACGAGUGCGCCUCAGAUGUGCUUUCCUACGAGCUCGCCGGUUACCGCGAUCUCGAAGGACUCAACGUCUACAUCCAGAUCUAUACCGCCGCUUCCUCCGGCGUCACCACCCCUCUCUUCGAACAAGCUCAGAUUCAGGCCAUCCCCUUCUCCACCAACGACAACUCUCCCAUCUCGACGCCUUCUGACGAAAAGACGCUCUGA
Cryptococcus wingfieldii CBS 7118 is the source of this 270-nucleotide messenger RNA. RefSeq lists its product as hypothetical. Lineage: Eukaryota; Fungi; Basidiomycota; Tremellomycetes; Tremellales; Cryptococcaceae. The transcript has 2 exons. The record is from RefSeq and is a predicted model, not a curated record. Bases 1 to 270 code for a protein of 89 amino acids.